Molecule: messenger RNA, 3451 nt
Organism: Didymella exigua CBS 183.55
Lineage: Eukaryota; Fungi; Ascomycota; Dothideomycetes; Pleosporales; Didymellaceae
Product: glycoside hydrolase family 35 protein
Exons: 2
Coding region: 386-3409 (1007 amino acids)
Biological process (GO): carbohydrate metabolic process
Cellular component (GO): vacuole
Molecular function (GO): beta-galactosidase activity
Source: RefSeq, a predicted model, not a curated record
CGGUCGUCCACAUUUCAUCCCCGGGUCCUUCUCCCGCCCGCCUGCUUUUCAUGUAUCCGAACGUUGCUGUGCCUGGAUAGUCCCCGCAUGUCUAGCUCCGUUGGGAACCCCUUCCGCCCUGUCACUCGCACUAAACUCCGCACCGGACUUUCGGUUGACGCUUGUCCAUGGAGAUUCACAAUUCCACCAACAUGAGACUCUCACGACGACGGGAGCCUCGCGAACCCAGGUGCUCACCGUCAUGGCACUCGCAUUAGUGCGAGCUGCACAAUUUGCGCAUGCCGUCUUUUUGAGGUUCUCGCGAGGUACAAAGGCCACUCCAUGGCCGAUCACACAACGGUAUCGCUCUAAGCUUCGACUUUGAACGUUUCAACCACCGGCAAAGAUGCGCUCUAUCAACAGCCUAUCAUGGCUGUCUGUUCUGGCGUCUCUGACUACCUCCAUCCCCGCCAUCAAUGCUCAGAACAACUCCGUUGGGCAAUGGCCACUCCACGACAACGGCUUGAAUGACGUUGUACAAUGGGACCACUACAGCUUCAAGGUCAAUGGCAAGCGGCUGUUUGUCUUCUCUGGAGAGAUUCAUUACUGGCGCAUUCCCGUGCCCGAAGUCUGGGAGGAUAUCCUUGAGAAGAUCAAGGCUGCUGGCUUCACCGCGUUUGCAUUCUACGGAAACUGGGGCUACCACAGCGCGAACAACGGAACUGUCGACUUCGACAGCCCCGCUCACGACUUCACCAAGCUCUACGAGAUUGCAGAGCGUGUCGGUCUUUACGUUAUCACGCGCCCGGGCCCUUACGUCAAUGCUGAGGCCAAUGCUGGUGGAUUCCCCCUUUGGCUCACCACAGGUGCUUAUGGCAAGCUCCGUGAUGACGACCCGCGCUACCUCAAGGCUUUGGAGCCUUACUUCUCUGAGUUCUCAAAGCGUGCUGCCGAGCACGGUGUGACCAAGGGCGGCAACAACCUCGUCUUCCAGAUCGAGAACGAGUACGGCCAACAAUGGAAGGAUACAGUCAAGAAGAUCCCGGAUCUGCCCUCGGGUCGCUACAUGGACGCUCUCGAGAAGUUGGCUCGCGCGAACGGUAUCGAUAUCCCUAUGAUCCACAACGACCCCAAUUUGAACACCAAGAGCUGGUCGAAGGACUUUGGCCCUGGUGCUCUCGGCAACGUCGAUGUUGCCGGUCUCGACAGCUACCCGUCUUGCUGGUCCUGCAACCUGGAUGAAUGCACGGGCACCAAUGGAAAAUAUGUCGCUUACCAGACCAUCAACUACUACGACCACUUCGUUGAAGUUUCAAACACACAGCCUCGUUUCUUCCCUGAGUUCCAAGGUGGCAGCUACAACCCCUGGGGCGGACCUGAGGGCGGCUGCCCUGGUGACAUUGGCGCAGACUUCGCCAAUCUGUUCUACCGCAACUUGAUCUCGCAGCGCUCUACUGCUCUGUCACUCUACAUGAUGUUCGGAGGCACCAAUUGGGGCGCCUUGGCAUGCCCUGUUGUUGCUACUUCCUACGACUACAGCUCGCCCAUCAGCGAGAACCGCAAGAUCGACAGCAAGUUCUACGAGACCAAGAACCUGGCUCUAUUCACUCGUGUUGCUGAGGACUUGACGGUCACCGACCGCGUUGGCGACUCUACCAGCUACACUACUAACUCCGCUGUGAAGGCCAGUGAGCUCCGCAACCCCGAGACCAACGGUGCUUUCUACGUCACUAUCCACGACUACUCCCCAUCUGGAACCAGAGAGGAAUUCAAGCUCAAGGUUAGCACCUCUAUUGGUAACCUGACCAUUCCUCAGACUGGCUCUAUUGUCCUGAACGGCCACCAGUCGAAGAUUCUCGUGACCGACUUCGCUCUCGGCAAAAACACUCUGACCUACUCGACUGCUGAGGUUCUCACGUACUCUAUCGUCGAUGGAAAGCCUAUUGUGGUCCUCUGGACUGGUGCUGGCGAAUCUGCUGAGUUCCACAUCAAGGGCGCAAAGAAGGGCUCCGUGGCUCAAAAUGGCCAGGCUGCCAACGCCACUGUCAAGGCCGACCGCUUUGGUAUCUCUGUCAACCUCCCUGCUGUCAACGGCCAGAGCGUUUAUGAGUUCAACAACGGCGUCAAGGUCAUCGUUGUUGACAAGCCUACCGGUUACCUCUUCUGGGCUCCUAACCUGUCCAAGGACCCCGUUGCUCCCGUGGAUCAGUCCAUUAUCGUUGGAGGCCCGUACCUCGUCCGUCACGUUGCCACCGAGAACGGCAUCUUGGCCCUCAAGGGUGACAUCCUGAAGUCUACCGACAUUGAGGUUUUCGCUUCCAAGAGCUUCAAGAAGCUCUCCUGGAACGGUCAGGAGCUCAAGACUCACCGCACUGCCCACGGCAGUCUGAAGGCCAGCGUCAAGGCCUUCAGCGGCUCUAUUAAGCUUCCGGAGUUGACCAGCUGGAAGAUCGCCGACGGUCUGCCCGAGAAGCAGCCCAGCUAUGAUGACUCUGGUGCAGCUUGGGUCGAGGCUAAUCACGUCACCACUUCCAACCCUACCAAGCCUGCGACGCUCCCCGUCCUGUACGUCGACGAGUACGGCUUCCACAACAGCUUCCACCUCUUCCGCGGAUACUUUGACGGCGCUGCUACCGGUGUCAACCUGGCGCUUCAGGGAGGUCUUGCUUUUGGCUGGACUGCCUGGCUCAACGGCGAAUUCAUCGGUUCUUGGUACGGUAACACAACCGCCGGCCAGGGCAACCAGACUCUCUCCUUCAACAACGCCACCCUGAAUGCUAACGGAACCAACGUCCUGCUUGUCGCGCAGGACAACUCCGGCCACGACCUGCGUGGUGGUGCUACAGACCCCCGCGGUAUCCUCGGCGCCAGCCUCGUUGGCGGCGGCAACUUCACGAAGUGGAAGAUCGCCGGUGAGGCCGGUGGUGAGUCCAAGCAGCUCGACCCCGUCAGAGGUCCGCUAGCCGAGGGCGGUCUGACAGCCGAGCGUCUGGGCUGGCACCUUCCCGGGUUCGACGACUCGAAAUGGAACACCUCCUCGCCGUCAACCGGCUUCAGCGGCGCCACAAUCAACUUCUAUCGGACCGUUGUCCCGCUCGAUGUGCCCGCCAACGUUGACGCUUCUUUUGCUUUCGUCCUCAAUGCACCCGCCAGUAAGCAGGUGCGCGUCCAGCUCUUCGUGAACGGCUACCAGUAUGGCCGCUUCAACCCCUGGGUCGGCAACGAGAUCAAGUUCCCCGUUCCUGCCGGUGUGCUGAACUAUGCCGGCGACAACGUCAUUGGUCUUUCUGUGUGGUCGCAGUCUAAGGGCGACGCAAAGGUCGAUGUCAAGAUUGUGCAGGAGUACGCCGUCGAGAGUAGUUGGGAGUCGAGGUUCGAUUCCGAGUACCUCCGGCCGGGCUGGACUGAGGAGAGGCUGGCGUAUGCUUAGAUGACGAGGUAGAUGUAGAUAAGAAUAAUGUUUGAAAUGUAA